Molecule: messenger RNA, 2356 nt
Organism: Nymphaea colorata (pocket water lily)
Lineage: Eukaryota; Viridiplantae; Streptophyta; Magnoliopsida; Nymphaeales; Nymphaeaceae
Product: LIMR family protein At3g08930-like
Exons: 14
Coding region: 423-1964 (513 amino acids)
Source: RefSeq, a predicted model, not a curated record
GAGUGUUACGUGAAACGACGGGAAACGGGCUCGUUCCGCAAAAGUUCGGAACUCGUCGAGGCCGCAUAAUUUUUCAUUUCCCUUACUUUGGGCCAGGGUGGUGCGAAUUUGCGCAUUGAGAGAGAGAGAGAGAGAGAGAGAGAGACCUUUUCUGUUGACGAAACCUCAUCUCCCCCUUUUCCAUUCAGGGCUUGGACAGACGGGGACGGUGACAGGGGAGGAGAUGCGGUCUAUGUGUUCUCCUCCUCGCCGUCAUUUCGGUCAUUGAAGCCACCCGCCCUGGUGUCUCCUGUACUCUUGUUGAUCUUGGUCCCAUACUCCCCACGGUUGGACGGAUCUGAUCUCUCGUUCUCUCUCUCUCUCUCUCAAGCAAGACAAGAGACUAAUAACAGAGGGGCUUCUCUCGGCUGUGGUUGCGGGACAUGGGGGAUUUCAAUCUCAUACUUGUCAUCGUUGCGGCGGUUGUUUGCGUGAUUGUAUUCUGCUUCAAUAUCUACCUUCUCGUCUCCUAUCAACACCCUGAUGAUGUCAACCAGGCCUACUUUCCCAAGAUCGUGGUGGUCCUCGGCCUAACGAUCGCCGGCAUCUCCAUCCUCAUGCUCCCCGCCGAUGUCGCCAAUCGGCAAGCCUGUCGGCACGCCAUCUACAAUGGAGCUUGCAAUCUCACGCUCCCCAUGAGGGAUCUGUGGCUCGCAAUCUACAUCGUCGACGCUGUGCUUGUUUUCUUUGUCAUCCCCUUCGCCAUGUUCUACUACGAAGGGGAUCAGGAUAAGACCGUCGGUAAAAGGAUCCUGAGCGCGAUGAUGUGGGUCGUCGCCACCGCUAUCGUAUGUGGUCUUGUCCUUGGCAUUCUUUAUGGACUUGUUGGCAAGGUUGAUUUCACCGUGAGGCAUCUUUCUUCAAAUACAUCUUCAUUCCCUUCAAGUUGGACCGAUUUUACUAAAUCUCAACCAUGCAUUGGGGCAUCAACUAAUAGCAUUCAUCAGUGUGCUGCCUAUUCUGCCAGUGCCUCCUCCGGAACAACUUGGACAAUGCAAACUACAUUCCCAGAAUAUGUCGUGGCUCUUGCAACUAUCGUUGGAUCAGUAUUGUUCUCUAUAUUUGGAGGCGUUGGAAUUGCUUGCUUGCCCCUGGGUCUGAUAUUUUCAUUCAUUCGGCGUCCAAAAGCUGUCAUUACUCGCUCACAAUAUAUAAAGGAGGCAACUGAAAUAGGAAAAAAAGCAAGGGAGUUGAAAAAAGCAGCAGAUUCACUUCAUCAGGAAGAAAGAAGUGGUUCGAAGGGCAGGAAAUGGCGCAAAAAUGUGAAGACAGUUGAGAAGGAGUUAUUACUUCUAGAAGAGGAUAUGAAAGCAUUGGAAGAGAUGUACCCUCAAGGAGAAAAGGCGGAAACUGACUGGGCACUGACAGUUAUUGGGUACUUGGCAAAACUUGUUUUAGGAAUUCUUGGGUUGGUUGUUUCAGUCUUAUGGAUUGUGCAUAUCGUGAUAUAUUUGUUGAUUGAUCCACCGCUUUCAUCCUUCCUUAAUGAGGUUUUUGUCAAAUUAGACAAUAUUUGGGGACUUUUUGGGACUGUAGCUUUUGCAUUCUUCUGCUUCUACUUGCUAGUUGCUGUGAUUGCAGGGGCAAUGAUGCUUGGUUUAAGAUUGGUUUUCAUCACGAUUCAUCCCAUGAAGUGGGGUGCAACACUGAUGAAUUCAUUUCUUUUCAAUGUGGGGUUGAUUCUUCUAUGUUCCAUCAGUGUUAUCCAGUUUUGCUCUACCGCAUUUGCUUACUAUGCACAAGCAACUGCUGCUCAAGAAAUUUUUGGGCACACAUUGGAGUCUCUUCGUGGUAUCAAAUAUCUGUACAGGUAUAAUGUAUUCCAAAUUGCAUUUGUCGUGCUAGCCGGUCUGACAUUUGUGUUUUAUGCAGCAUUUGGAUGGAGAAAGAGGAAAGCUAGUGGUAGGCUACAACUUUCGUCUUGAAACUUUUUUGUGACUAGAUCAUCCCUUGGUAUCGUUCUACAUUUGUUUCCGCUGUUAUUCAUCUGGGAAAUUUGAAUGAGGGGGACAUGUUUUGGGAUCUCUGCUGGACGAAGAUUUGUGGGAUCUGAUUGUGAUGUCUGUUCUGUCAUGCGAGAUGCAAUGGCUGUGAAUACUCUUCAAUUAUUCAUGACAGGGAAAAUCCAUUCAUUGGAAUUAGAUGUUGGUGCUUGUGACAUAUGCAGAGGAUGUCCUGUGCGACCCUGUUUCAUGUGUGUGUAUCUUGUGUAUUCUCUUGAAGUUGGUUCAAAUAUGUCACUAGUCGAAGACAAAUUGUGUGAAUACAUAUAGAGUAUAUCUCGCUUUCAUGUAUUGCAGACUUUGAGUUGUACUUA